Aspergillus nidulans FGSC A4 is the source of this 2735-nucleotide messenger RNA. RefSeq names its product dynamin-related GTPase DNM1. Lineage: Eukaryota; Fungi; Ascomycota; Eurotiomycetes; Eurotiales; Aspergillaceae. Gene Ontology annotation, biological process: protein homooligomerization; establishment of mitochondrion localization, microtubule-mediated; membrane organization. Gene Ontology annotation, molecular function: GTPase activity; GTP binding; identical protein binding. The record is from RefSeq and is a predicted model, not a curated record. Gene Ontology annotation, cellular component: cytoplasm; mitochondrion; cell division site. The coding region runs from base 187 to 2571 and encodes 794 amino acids. The transcript is spliced from 3 exons.
GAUAUCCCAGCCCUAACGGCAUAUCAAGACUAUCACGACCCAGAAGAUUGUGAACGGUUGCAUAACUCAUAUUUGCUGCAGCGUCGCGACUCCGAUCUAAUUACCUGACUAUCCACCUUGAUUUCGUUUCCAUACCCGGCGCGCCGAGCACCCAGGUCUGUAUUCUGAUAUAACAGUUCGAGGACCAUGGCCGCCUUGGGGGAAAACCUGUUGGUGACAGUCAAUAAACUGCAAGACCUGGUCUUUAACACCAUUGGCAAUGACUCGCUUGAUCUACCGCAGAUUGUCGUUGUUGGCUCCCAAUCGUCUGGAAAAUCCUCUGUUCUGGAAAAUAUAGUUGGCAGAGACUUCCUUCCUAGAGGAAGUGGGAUUGUCACUCGAAGACCGUUGAUUUUGCAACUUAUAAAUAUACCCAGCGAACGACAUGACAAACCAGAGACCGACGAGGUCCACGUUCCUCAUACAGCUGCCAGUGUGGCCGGGCAAAACGAGUGGGCGGAAUUUCAUCAUCAACCGGGCCGAAAGUUUGACGACUUCGCUCUUGUGAAACAAGAGAUCGAGGCUGAGACAGCGAGAAUAGCCGGAAAUAACAAGGGCAUCAAUCGCCAGCCGAUUAACCUCAAAAUUUUUUCGCCGCAUGUGCUCAACCUCACUAUGGUUGAUUUGCCAGGCCUAACUAAAGUGCCAAUUGGGGAUCAGCCAUCGGAUAUAGAAAAGCAAACUCGUGCCCUAAUACUCGAAUACAUCGCGAAACCGAACAGUAUAAUUUUAGCUGUUUCACCGGCAAACGUUGACCUGGUUAAUUCCGAGUCUUUGAAACUUGCUCGCCAGGUUGACCCUAUGGGACGAAGAACGAUCGGUGUCCUAACAAAAUUGGACCUUAUGGACCAUGGGACAAAUGCUAUGGACAUCCUAUCCGGCCGCGUCUAUCCACUGAAACUUGGCUUUAUUGGGGUGGUCAACAGGUCCCAGCAAGAUAUUCAAUCGGGCAAAUCUCUCUCGGAGGCCUUACAGGCUGAACUCGAUUUUUUUCGACACCAUCCAGCUUAUCGAAAUAUGGCCAAUCGAUGCGGGACGCAAUUUCUUGCUAAAACCCUUAAUUCGACCUUAAUGUCUCAUAUUAGGGAUCGCCUACCGGACAUCAAAGCUCGUCUCAACACACUCAUGGGUCAAACGCAGCAGGAACUCGCCAGCUACGGCAACAAGCAGUUCAGCGGGAAAGAACAUCGAGGAUCUCUUAUAUUACAGCUUAUGACGAGGUUUGCUUCCUCCUUUAUAUCUUCAAUUGACGGAACUUCAUCGGAAAUAUCCACGAAAGAAUUAUGCGGUGGUGCUAGGAUAUAUUAUAUAUUCAACUCUGUCUUCGGCAACUCUCUUGACACGAUUGAUCCAACUCAAAAUCUUUCAAUUUCAGAUAUCAGGACUGCUAUCCGUAACUCAACGGGGCCGCGUCCAAGUCUUUUUGUUCCGGAGCUCGCUUUUGAUCUUCUCGUGAAACCUCAGAUCAAAUUGCUUGAACCCCCUAGCCAGCGGUGUGUUGAGCUGGUUUACGAAGAACUUAUAAAGAUAUGCCACACUUGUGGCUCGCAAGAGCUGUUGCGCUUUCCUCGUCUCCAGGCCAAACUCAUUGAAGUCGUGUCUGACCUCCUGCGCGAGAGGCUAGGUCCCUGCUCCUCUUACGUGGAGUCGUUGAUAUCUAUUCAAAGGGCCUACAUCAACACGAAUCAUCCAAAUUUCCUUGGUGCAGCCGCCGCAAUGUCGUCAAUUAUCCAAAGCAAACAGGACCAAGAGAGGAAAGCCGCGCUCGCGGAGGAACGACGCAAGCGAGAGAAGAGACGAAUCAAGGAACUCGGUGGUCCAAACGGAAACGCACCAACACAUCCGGAAGACGAGGAAGAGCAACCGGAAACCAAAAACCUUCCCAUCAGGACUCAAUCUAGCAAAGGGACCCGCAGCAUGUCUCCUCAUAUUGGAAAAAUAUCAGACACUGGAAUCACGGCAACUUUGAACGGGACGCAUUCGAAUCCUCCAACCGCCUUUGGCGGUGCUAAUACCACCCGCGAUUCCUUCCUGAACUACUUCUUUGGCAAAGAUGGUGCCCAGCCCCAACUUACUACCUCAGCCUCUCCCAAUCAAAACCAAACUAGGCAGUCCAUCCAUGAGGUCAAUGUGAGCUCAAACGCUCGACGCACCGAGAUGCUUUCUCCGGUGGAUGAUUAUACCACGGUGCCCGAAUAUAACGAAGCGAGUUCUGUUUUGAAGGACGAUUCUGAGCCGGCAAUAUCUGAGCGAGAGCUCAUGGAGACGGAAUUGAUUCGUCGGUUGAUCUCUUCAUAUUUCACCAUUGUGAGGGAGACAAUCGCCGACCAGGUUCCAAAAGCUAUUAUGCAUCUUCUUGUCAACCACAGUAAAGAUGUUGUGCAGAAUCGGCUUGUUAGUGAGCUCUACAAGGAAGAGUUCUUCGCUGAGCUUCUAUAUGAGGAUGAUGGCAUCAAAGCCGAGAGAGAGAAGUGUGAGAGGUUGUUAGAAACAUACAAAGCGGCAGCGAAAAUUGUCGGCGAAGUUUUGUAAACAUAACGCCUGUCUGUCCGUGUUUUCUAUGUUCUGGGACCCUGGCUAUUUACAACAAUGUACCAAUGGUGCAUGUGGUUGCGGUGUCUUAAUCUGUAUUAUAAUUAUACUCUAGCUCAAGUGGCGUGUUUACCCUUGGUAGAACUACAAAGAAAGAUGUGAUA